Molecule: messenger RNA, 480 nt
Organism: Paramacrobiotus metropolitanus
Lineage: Eukaryota; Metazoa; Tardigrada; Eutardigrada; Parachela; Macrobiotidae
Product: potassium voltage-gated channel subfamily D member 2-like
Exons: 4
Coding region: 70-480 (136 amino acids)
Biological process (GO): potassium ion transmembrane transport
Cellular component (GO): voltage-gated potassium channel complex
Molecular function (GO): voltage-gated potassium channel activity
Source: RefSeq, a predicted model, not a curated record
UGCCCGAGAAUAAUAUGGAACGCCGAAGUCAACCAAUACGAUUUAUUUGUGAUAAUUAUCGCUCUCCGUAUGCUUCGCGCCUGUCUAUGGAGAAUUCCCCAACACAUCCCGGGCAGCACUUCCGAGGAUAAAUUGUUCCGACAAUGUCUGCUGACCAUAGUGAUUGUGACACUUUCCGCUUCGGUCAUGAUGUAUCACUGCGAGAGAGCUCAUGCUGAAACCCCCAUUACUAGCGGCAUGACCGCAUUCUGGUACAACGCGAUCAUAAUGGCGACCGUUGGAUACGGCGGUUUGGUACCAAAGAGUGUCACCGGAAAAAUCAUCACUAGUACUUGCACGUUGAAUGGUGCGCUUCUUAUGAUGGUAUUCCUGCAAAUGCUGUAUCUGAACGCAUGCCGGGCAUCUGACCACUACUAUCGCCUCCGUGAAAAGCAAAAGACCCGACAGGCUUGGUCGGAUCCAGCAGAAAGAUCAGGCUGA